This is a messenger RNA of Bombina bombina (fire-bellied toad), 1302 nucleotides long. RefSeq names its product centromere protein O (gene CENPO). Gene Ontology annotation, cellular component: Mis6-Sim4 complex; kinetochore. Bases 127 to 1026 code for a protein of 299 amino acids. The record is from RefSeq and is a predicted model, not a curated record. The transcript has 7 exons. NCBI's taxonomy places the organism in Eukaryota, Metazoa, Chordata, Amphibia, Anura, Bombinatoridae.
CGCUCUUAGUAUUUCCGUGAGAGAUACAUUUUGGGCGGGAGUCUUAAACGUUAGUUAAGCACAUUGGCUUCCAGCAGCAGAGAAGAUGACUUGUGAAUAAUAAACACACAAACAAAAGCCGCACACAUGGAGGAAGUCCAGACACGAUUUAGAGAAGGAGUAUUAUCCCAUCUAGAACAGCUGGAGUCAUUGUCACAUAAUUUAUCCGUGAAACAAGAGCAGAAACGGCAAGAACAUGAAGCACUUGACAAGAUGAGGGAGACCAUUUUGAAACUACGGCUACAAAGGGAUGAACUCAAGGCGAAAGUUUCACAACAGAAACAACAGCUCCUGGCACUGAAAGUGGAAGAAGAGGUUAUCCCAGAUCCUGAAGAUGUAGCUGAGGGUGCCCAGAAGGCGGCUCUAGAGAUGAGACUGGCAGAAGUGAAGGGGAUUCUGGAGGCGUAUUGGCUGACAGGUAUCAGUGGCAAGAUGACAAAGAAAGGUGUGUGCAUUUGUAUCAGCACAGCCUACGAAGGGACAUACCUGGAUACAUAUAACCUGGAUUUGGUUAUGCAGCCGACCCCGAGAAUUGUUCAUCAUUCUGUCCCUCCCUUCAUUCCUCUGGAGAAGCUGGCAAAAACACAUUUAGAAAAGGACUUGAAACAAUUCCUUAUUGUUUUGUUUGAGCAUUUAAAUGCAUACGCUGGGAGGAAAUACCAGGCUGAUCAACUUCAGAUCUUUCCAGGUCCUUUCAUCUGUGGGACCCUGCAAAGGAAUUCGUUAUGCACUCUGCUCAGUUUUGAGUAUAACCUAAAACUAGAAGGCAGAAUUUACAACUUCAGUGCAAAACUGCAAUACUGCGACAUAACUCGUUGCCUUCCCACAAAGGCUGUUGUCACAUGUAACGAAAAUGUGCCACCUAUUCAAGAUAAACUAUCAUCCCACUCCAUCUUAUUCCAACAAAAACCACUUCAUAAAGCUCUUGAGAUUGUUAGGUCAGAAGAAGAAACCCUGAAUGGAACACAUUCAUCUCUGGUGGAGUGAUUUUUUUCAGUAUCUGAUCUAAGUAUGUGCUAUUAACCUCUUGACUGCUGGAAUGGGUAGCAACACACUCAAACACUAGACCUUUUAGCCUUUUCUUACAGCAAAUGAGAAACCAGUGCCAAAAGACAGAAAAUAUCAUUGGUGUUUUGUGCAAACUGUUUACUGUAAAGCUAGUGAGCUACUAUAUACUAUAGAACUGGUAAACUUUAAGGAUUUGUAUUGUAUUGUGUGGAGCAAAAACCAUAACAUUUCCUUAACAAAAAAAAAGAAAAUGGA